Molecule: messenger RNA, 4276 nt
Organism: Topomyia yanbarensis
Lineage: Eukaryota; Metazoa; Arthropoda; Insecta; Diptera; Culicidae
Product: guanine nucleotide-binding protein subunit beta-1
Exons: 1
Coding region: 898-1920 (340 amino acids)
Biological process (GO): G protein-coupled receptor signaling pathway
Cellular component (GO): cytoplasm; heterotrimeric G-protein complex
Molecular function (GO): protein binding; signaling receptor complex adaptor activity
Source: RefSeq, a predicted model, not a curated record
AACCAAACACCCUGUAUAAAAUUGAUAAAAGAAGCAGAUCGACCCAGUUGAACAAUCAAUGAUGUACAUUAAUUGAUAGUUGCAAAUGAUACAAGCGUAGAAAUAUGGUAUUUUCUAGUGAAAGCACGUAGUAGUGUGGGUUCAAAAAAAUUUUACCCAGAAAUCGUUCGUACCGUUCAAGAAAAGUGUAAAAGCCGUCGGUCGAAUCGACCCGUCGCUGCCGUCGGAAAAGAGCAAACAGUGCGGAGCGGUGAGAGCCAAUAGUUUGAGUGCACAUCACUACAAAUCCAAAACGCUGUAGGAAAGCUCACUUGAGUGUCUACUGACGAAAGUAUCGUGAAAAAAAUUCCAUACUAUCGGUCCCUUGGAGAGAGUGAGAGUGCGUUUGGGAGAGCCUGGACGAGAGUGCAAAAUCCCGACAGUUCAGAAGGUGGAUAUUGGAUUUUUAUAUGUAAAGUAAUAUGGAGGAUCUGAAAGAUGGUGAUACAUUUUAAUGAAAUGCAGAGAUUGUUUUAGAGGAAAAGUGCAUAAAAACGACUGAACGAUACAAAAGGACACGGUUUAGGGUUAGUGAUUGGAACUGUAGCGUUUGGGACUACUAGAAGCCGACGCGAAUGGUUUCUGUCUGAUUGUGGGAAAGUCCCAACAAUUGAAAACUGCAGAUAAUCGAUAAAUUGGUGUUGAAUUUUUUCCUCUCCGAGGCUGUGGCACUGGAGCAAGAAAGUGUAAGCGCGAUAAAACCAGCAAAUACAGCCGGAAUAAAUAAAAUAAAAGAAGAGGAGAGAAAGUCAGCACUCUUAAUUAUCCAGUUUUUAUCGGGUUAUUUAAUUGCAUAUUUCACGGAAGGAAAACGACAGUGUUCAGAAGCUGCUAAAUUUCCUUUUAGAUUGCGUCAGGAUGAACGAGCUAGAGGCACUACGGCAAGAAGCGGAAACACUGAAAAAUGCUAUCCGUGAUGCCCGGAAGGCGGCUUGUGACACAUCGCUGGUCCAGGCCACAAACAAUCUGGAACCUAUCGGUAGGAUACAGAUGAGAACCAGACGCACUCUGAGGGGUCAUUUAGCGAAAAUCUACGCUAUGCAUUGGGGUAGCGACUCUAGGAAUCUAGUAUCAGCAUCGCAGGACGGUAAGCUGAUCGUAUGGGAUUCGCACACGACGAACAAAGUUCACGCAAUACCACUGCGUUCAUCGUGGGUAAUGACUUGUGCGUAUGCGCCCUCGGGUAAUUUCGUAGCGUGUGGUGGAUUAGACAACAUUUGUUCGAUAUACAACCUGAAAACGAGAGAGGGAAACGUCAGAGUAUCGCGUGAGCUUCCUGGACAUACUGGAUAUUUGUCUUGCUGUCGAUUUCUCGAUGAUAAUCAGAUUGUAACCAGCUCUGGCGAUAUGUCAUGUGGAUUGUGGGAUAUCGAAACAGGCCAGCAAUGCACGUCUUUCCUUGGCCACACCGGCGACGUGAUGGCGCUGUCCCUCUCUCCCCAGUGUCGCGUAUUCGUUUCGGGAGCAUGUGAUGCCUCAGCAAAACUGUGGGACAUCCGCGAAGGUCAGUGUAAACAAACGUUUCCUGGGCACGAGAGCGACAUCAACGCCGUCACUUUCUUUCCGAAUGGACACGCAUUCGCAACCGGCUCGGACGAUGCAACUUGUCGUCUUUUCGAUAUCCGCGCCGAUCAGGAAUUGGCCAUGUAUUCGCACGAUAAUAUCAUUUGCGGUAUCACCUCUGUGGCAUUCUCAAAAUCCGGCCGUCUAUUGUUGGCCGGUUACGACGACUUCAACUGUAACGUAUGGGACACGAUGAAGGCGGAACGAGCGGGUAUUCUUGCAGGGCAUGACAAUCGCGUAUCGUGCUUAGGAGUAACAGAAAAUGGUAUGGCUGUAGCAACUGGUUCCUGGGACUCAUUCUUGCGCGUUUGGAACUAAACUAGGGAGGAAGUACCGGCUGUCGUACACACACACUGACAAACCCAUAGUGACAUACCUACAACAGUAUCAUUGGCUGCUAAUGAUACGCAUUCACGGCAUGUGCAAUUGCAUCUACUCCGAAAGAAGCAACAGUGUACACAUAGGAACGCAACAUGCAAAUUAAGCAAGUCUGGAUUUUAGUUAAUUUUAAACAGAAAACACAUUUGUGAAACAUCUCAGAUAUAUUGUUUUUUAGUUUCUAGAUUGAUUAUAGUGACGAACAUAGCACAAAUGUUAAAUUGGAAGUAAACGUGAUAGUUUACGCGCAAAUAUUAACUAUUACACAAAGUUGUUUUUCUCUUCAAUUCCGUUUUCUAAAUAUUUAUAUUUACAAUGACAAACUAAAAAAAACAAAACCUGCAUUGAUGAUGUUCUACUAUCAAUGUUUUUUGUUAUUGAAUUGUAACAUAGAUAUGUGAAUGCUAAACUACAAACAACCCUGUCUAAAUCCUUUAUCAUCGUGCCGUUUCAAAUGCGCUUCCCUGAUGUACGUUAGAAACACGGUUUUUCUUUUGUUGACCGACGAUAACACCCAGGAUAAACGCGUACAUCUGAAAAGAUCGUUACACAAAUUGUUUUAUUUACUUCCUCUUAUUACAUUCGAAUAUUAUUUAAGAAGCUGCUUUUCAGCCGUAUUAGAUUUUCUAUUUAAAACAAAAUUGUUAUUCCUUCUAUUUGUACACAAACAUAUACAUGUUUUUAUGAUAAUCUAUUUAUACACGUAUUUGUAUUUAUUUAUUUAGUCUGAACAAGCAAAAAAGGAAAAUGAAAACACUAUUUAGUAAGAAUCACUCCACUGUGCAUGAGCUCCCAAGGGGCGAUAUCUUAAGAGAAAUGUACAAUUCAUUCAUCACCCGGCAAAUAAAGGUUUUCCUUAGGAUACUGAGCUUUUGCAUCUGGAAAGAUUCUAAGCAGGUUAUAUUUUUGCGGCCCGAUUUUUGCACAUAAUCGGUACAAAAUGCUCUCCUCUUUCAAUGCCAUAAUAGAAUAUGAUUUUUUUUAAAAUUUUCAUCCGUAUCGAUAGUAUUUCGAAUGAAAAAGAAAUGAGCGCCCGCAAAAGUUACCUAAACUCGCUAGAGAAUUUAGUUGUGCUAGUCAGUAUCAGAUGAAGUAUCCCUUCGUUGCAUCGCCAUGCAGUCAGCUUGGUUUUUUUUGUAGCAUAAAUCUAACAAAUACAAAACAGACAAAGUAUGGUCAUAUCCCAAAAAAAUGUCUGAAAAGAGAACAGAAAAAAUAGAAAUCAGCCUAUCAAUUAAAAUUAAAAUCUCAUACGUGUAAGGUAAUUUUUAAAAAAAGUAAUCAGUAAAACAAAAUGCAUUCAUCAGAAAAAAAGCAUUUACACAGUUGCGUUAUUUUGUAACCAUCAACACGUAUAGCGAUGAUAGAUGUGAAAAGGAUAUAAUAAUAGAAUGGGAUGUAAAUUGAAACAAUGCGAAAUGGCACACUAUGCAGCAAAUACGUUCACACUUCAUUUCGCUUUACGAUUCGCAAACAAAAUAUCCAGGCACACUUCGUUGCGCACAUCCGCACACUCCUUAGCGCGCUGUUAGAAAAAAGGGCGUUCUGACACAGACGACGGCGCAACUCUGCUCCGUUUUUUGCUCGCGAGGGUGUAUGCGUAAGCAAAGUACGUAUUUAUUUGAACGAUAGUGGUCCUGAUUAGAGAGAAUAUUUAUUGCAUAACAUCUGUAUCUAAGCAGCCGAUACUGGCUUCUAUUCCGUAUCGUUUUCAAAAAUCUGAUAGCCUUCCAAAAUAUCGGUAAAUCAACUCCCCUAUCGUUCACAUUCCGUUUGCCGUAAACCGAAAUAAAAAUGAACUAGUUGCGUGCGCACAACAGCAAAUUUUGCAAUGAAAGAGAAUAUUGUAAGCGCCACCCACUGCCUAAUCUUCAAAACAAAAUUAUAAGAAAGAUUUAUGUGGAGAACACAGAGAAAACUAACAAAAGCGAAUAGGGUUAGUAGUGAGCAAACGCAGUGAACAAUAAAUAUCGUGAAAUAAUUGGGUACAUGAAGCAAAUAAUCGCACACGUUAAUGUGUGAGUAAUAUAAUGAGCUACCCAAAUCUCCCAAGACCAUGAAAUUCAAAACAUACUAACAGAAGAUAGUGUGAUAAGGAUAAUCGGAGUGGGCUUCGCUAAUACGUACACACGAAUAAGUGAAUCUUCUACUAUUGUUCUCUAUCACUAUGACAGACCAAGGUAAGCCCGGAUAAGUUGAGCGCACGAUAUUUGUUUUAUUUUUUUUAUCAAUUUUUCAGUGUACAAAACAUUGCCAUCGUACACAAAAAGAAUUUCAAUUAAGAAACAGUUUUUUU